This is a messenger RNA of Ipomoea nil (Japanese morning glory), 1141 nucleotides long. RefSeq lists its product as uncharacterized. The record is from RefSeq and is a predicted model, not a curated record. Gene Ontology annotation, molecular function: carbohydrate binding. NCBI's taxonomy places the organism in Eukaryota, Viridiplantae, Streptophyta, Magnoliopsida, Solanales, Convolvulaceae. Bases 71 to 1141 code for a protein of 356 amino acids. The transcript is spliced from 4 exons.
CGAGAUAAUAUUAUUUAAUGCCUAUACCAUCAAAACUUGUUUAGUAAAAACGUAACGUAAGAUACUAAAUAUGGAGGCAGCAAGCGCCGCCGUUACCUCAGUCCUGCUGAAGUUGGAUGAUCCGGUGGUGAAACAAGGGAUUUCCUCGUACGGAGUGGAGGAAGAGGCGGAGGAGCUGGUGGCGGAGCUGACAUGGAUAAAGUGUUUCAUCGUAGACGGCGAGGAAACGAAGCAGGGACGAUCAAGGGUGAGCGUUUGGGCGGCGAUCAUCCAGCGGUACGCGCUCAGGGCUCAGAAAGUGCUGUCCGCUUAUGAUCACGGCGUCGAUGUUGAAAUCGGAGGCGAGCAGCACAGCUUGUCGGUUGAGAACUUAGCUCAGAAGAUGGAGAUUGAGAACAUGAUUAACAAGCUUGCUAGUCUGAGGGAAAGGCUGCAGAUUUAUGUCACUUUUGGAGUCACACAUGACGAACAAACCUCAAAUCUUUCGAAAGUUCCAGAGGCAAAGGCUAGUAUAGACCCCCCAAGAGAAAUAAAAGUGGCAAAAUGGGGAGGUCGUGGGGGAGGAGAGUGGAGUUACCGACCCAAAACUCCAAUAAAACUUGUAGUUGUUACGCAUGGACGGAUCGUCGACUCCAUCAGUUUCAUGAGCAGAGACGAAGAGUUCUCGGAGAGACUUGGUGGCCGUGGGGGGAGUAAAACCACCGAGGUGAAAAUUAACAGUCCCAUGGAGUAUUUGACAGGCAUUAGUGGGACUUAUGGAGGUUAUGGAAAUCAUUUGGUAAUUCGAUCGCUCAAAUUCCACACCAAUAUGAGGGAACAUGGAGCUAUGGGUACUCAAGAUGGAACCCCUUUCUCUUUUGUGAUGCAAGAAGGUGUGAUAGUUGGAUUCUAUGGGCGGGCUGGCUAUUAUCUUGAUGCUAUUGGUGUGUAUGCAACACCCAACUAUAAGUAUGAUAUUCUGCUCAUGGGGAGUGAUCCUAAGUUGGUUUCUAAUUUGUUGCGGCGUCUUACUUCGACCUUUAAGAUUCGUGUUCUGGGGUCACAUAGAUUUUUCCUCGGGAUUGAGACAGUUCCAUUUGAUGGUGGUCUUCUUUUGUCUCAAUGCAGGUACAUGAUUGAUAUUCUAAGUGUGCAGUCAUGA